This is a messenger RNA of Cornus florida, 2046 nucleotides long. RefSeq names its product protein DETOXIFICATION 49-like. Gene Ontology annotation, molecular function: xenobiotic transmembrane transporter activity; antiporter activity. The transcript has a single exon. Lineage: Eukaryota; Viridiplantae; Streptophyta; Magnoliopsida; Cornales; Cornaceae. Gene Ontology annotation, cellular component: membrane. Gene Ontology annotation, biological process: xenobiotic detoxification by transmembrane export across the plasma membrane. The record is from RefSeq and is a predicted model, not a curated record. Bases 132 to 1754 code for a protein of 540 amino acids.
AAACCCAAUGACUUUACUAGGCCGUCCCAAGAAAACCCUUAUAAAACCCACCAUUUCUUCUCAAAAUACCACCCUCUCUCUCCCUCCAUCUCUCUCUCUCUCUAAAAUUUAGAAGCACAUUUAUCACAACAAUGUGCCAAUUAGCUUCCUCUCCUCUCUCCUGCAAAUGCAAUUCCGACCACCCACACCUCCUCUCAAUCAAUAACACAGAAGAGGCCGACAUGUUCACUCCUUUGAUCCCCAAAAGCCCAACAUUUGAACCACAACACAAACAACAAAACCAAAAUCCCCACAAAACCCAUCUCUCUCUUGCCAUCAAUGAAGCCAAGUCGAUAGCCAAAAUAGCUCUUCCCAUGAUACUGACAGGCCUCUUGCUCUACUCUCGCUCCAUGAUCUCCAUGCUCUUCCUCGGCCGCCUCGGCGACCUGGCCUUGGCCGGAGGUUCCCUCGCCGUUGGCUUCGCAAACAUCACCGGCUACUCGAUCCUCUCCGGCCUCGCAAUGGGGAUGGAACCCAUCUGUGGCCAAGCAUUUGGCGCCAAAAGACACACCCUCCUUGGCCUUUCCUUGCAAAGAACAGUGCUUUUGCUCAUUCUCACCUCAUUCCCAAUAGCUCUUCUUUGGUUGAACAUGCAGAGAAUUCUACUCUUGUGUGGCCAAGAUGAGUCUAUAUCGACUGAAGCACAAUCAUACCUUUUGUACUCUCUUCCUGAUCUUUUAGCUCAAUCUUUUCUUCAUCCAAUAAGAAUCUAUCUCCGAACUCAGUCGAUAACUCUACCUCUAACAUUCUGUGCCACUCUAACUGUUAUUCUACACAUACCCAUAACUUAUUUUCUUGUUUCCAAGCUUGGUUUAGGGACUAGAGGGGUUGCAAUUAGUGGGGUUUGGACAAACUUCAAUCUCGUAGCGUUCUUAAUCAUCUACAUACUAAUCUCUGGUGUGUACAAGAAAACUUGGGUAGGCUUGUCAAUGGAGUGCUUGAAAGAAUGGAAAUCUUUAUUGAAUUUGGCUAUUCCGAGCUGCAUUUCGGUGUGUCUCGAAUGGUGGUGGUACGAAAUCAUGAUCUUGCUCUGCGGGUUGUUGUUGAACCCAAGAGCAACCGUUGCUUCAAUGGGCAUUCUCAUUCAAACCACUUCGUUAAUCUACAUCUUCCCAUCUUCUCUGAGCUUCAGCGUGUCGACAAGGGUCGGUAACGAACUGGGUGCCAGCCGGCCCGAGAAGGCAAAGCUGGCAGCCAUUGUAGGCCUCUGUUGGAGCUUCAUGUUGGGGUUUUCGGCUUUGGUUUUCGCAGUCAUGGUGAGGAAUGUGUGGGCUAUGAUGUUCACACAAGAUAAGGAGAUUAUAGCAUUGACAUCGCUUGUUUUGCCGAUUAUCGGACUUUGUGAGCUCAGUAACUGCCCACAAACAACAGGUUGUGGAGUGUUGAGAGGAACAGCUAGGCCUAAGGUUGGAGCAAACAUCAAUUUGGGUUGCUUCUACCUUGUUGGAAUGCCGGUGGCUGUCGGGUUAGGGUUCUAUCUAGGGUUUGAUUUUGAAGGGUUGUGGUUGGGCCUGUUGGCUGCAGAGAGCUCGUGUUUGGUGACCAUGUUGGUGGUUUUGGUUCGGACAGAUUGGGAGUUUCAGGCUGAGAGAGCUAAAGAGCUGACUGGAGUUGAUGUGGUUGAUGAUGACAGCGAAGAAAUUGAGGAACAUAAUAAGCCACUCAAAGCUGAAAUCAAGGAAGAUUCUUUGGGUUCCUUAGUUAUUUUAGUUUAAUCCGAUCAUUCGGUUGGUCCAUUUUUUUAGGGGUAUCUUCUCUUGUUCUUUUACUUAGUUGUAAGGUAGAGAGAGAGAGUACUUUAUAUUUUUGUGUUUGGUUUUAGGCUAUUUCCAAGGAAUUCUUGCUACUUCCUGUGGAAUUCAAAAUUUUAUAGUAUAUUACAUUGAAUCUCAUAGGAAGUGGUGAAAAAAAAAAAGAAAAAGAAAUUAGUGUUUAUGAUUUCUGAGGAAGAACCAACAAACAUUUUGUAAUUUUGUAUUCUAUUUAAAUCUAUACAAUGAGAUUUGA